Molecule: messenger RNA, 1674 nt
Organism: Pseudozyma flocculosa PF-1
Lineage: Eukaryota; Fungi; Basidiomycota; Ustilaginomycetes; Ustilaginales; Ustilaginaceae
Exons: 3
Coding region: 1-1674 (557 amino acids)
Biological process (GO): protein folding
Cellular component (GO): endoplasmic reticulum membrane; endoplasmic reticulum
Molecular function (GO): calcium ion binding
Source: RefSeq, a predicted model, not a curated record
AUGAAGCCCGUUGCCGCCGCCGCUCUGGCCGCCUUUGUGCUGGCCGAGGUCGCUUUCGCCGAGGCCGAGCGACCGCAGUUCACUCCCACUUCGAUCAAGGCUCCAUUUGUGGAGCAGUUUGACGACAACUGGUCGCAGCGAUGGCAGCCGUCGCAGGCGUCCAAGUUCCAGAAAGAGGACGAUGCUGAGGCGUUCAAGUACGACGGCGAGUGGGCGGUCGAGGAGCCCUCGGUAUUCCCUGGCCUCGCCGGCGACGUCGGCCUGACGCUCAAGAGCAAGGCCAAGCAGCACGCCAUCUCGCACCUCUUUGACCAGCCCAUCGACCCCAAGGGCAAGCCCCUCGUCGUGCAGUACGAGGUCAAGAUGCAGAAGGGCCUCGGAUGCGGCGGCGCCUACAUCAAGCUCCUCAGCGAGUCGGCGCAAGGGAUCCAGGCCGAGGAGUUUUCGGACAAGACGCCCUACACCAUCAUGUUUGGUCCCGACAAGUGCGGCUCGACCAACAAGGUCCACUUCAUCUUCCGCCACAAGAACCCCGUCACGGGCGAGUACGAGGAGAAGCACGUCAGGCACCCCGCCUACCCCAAGAUCUCCAAGACGACGACGCUCUACACGCUGGUCGUCAAGCCCGACCAGACGUUUGAGAUCUUCAUCAACAACGAGUCCAAGAAAAAGGGCUCGCUGCUCGAGGACUUUGACCCGCCGGUCAACCCGCCCAAGGAGAUUGACGACCCCGAGGACAAGAAGCCCGCCGACUGGGUCGACACGCCCAAGAUCACCGACCCGGACGCCACCAAGCCCGACGACUGGGACGAGGACGCGCCGCUCGAGAUUGUCGACGAGAUGGCCACGAUGCCCGAGGGCUGGCUCGAGAACGAGCCCUCGACCGUCGCCGACCCGGACGCCGUCAAGCCCGAGGAGUGGGACGACGAAGAGGACGGCGAGUGGGUGGCGCCGCAGAUCCCCAACCCGCUCUGCGAAAAGGCGCCCGGCUGCGGACCCUGGACGCGGCCCACGAUCCGCAACCCGGCGUACAAGGGCAAGUGGUCGGCGCCGCUGAUUGACAACCCGGACUACAAGGGACCCUGGGCGCCCCGCAAGAUCCCCAACCCGAGCUACUACGAGGACCUCUCGCCGGCCGACUUUAACCCGAUCGCCGGUGUCGGCUUCGAGCUGUGGACCAUGGACGAGGACAUCCUCUUUGACAACAUCUACGUCGGCCACGACCCCGCCCAGGCGCGCGACUUUGCCAAGGAGACGUUCGACGUCAAGCUGCCUAUUGAGCAGAACAAGGAGGAGUCGACCAAGGCCGAGGCGGCCGCCGCCGACAAGCUCGCCGAGGGCGCCGGCUUCGUCGACCAGGUGCGCGGCACCGUCAACACGUUCAUCGCACGGGCGCGCGAGGACCCGCUCGAGGCGGUCAAGGAGAUGCCGCAGGUGGCCGGUGGACUCGGCGCCGCGUUUGCCGGCCUGCUUGGUCUCGUCGGCCUCGUGGGCGGCGUCCUCGGCGGUGCGUCGAAGCCCACCGUGACCAAGGACGGCAAAAAGGUGGAUGCGCCGAGCGCCGCCGCGGCCAAGGCCAAGGAGGUUGCCGCGAGCGCCAAGGCGACGGCGGUGCAGGCCAAGGAUGCCACCAAGAAGCGGGCCACGGCCGCCACGGCCAAGGACGACGAGUAG